This is a messenger RNA of Megalops cyprinoides (Indo-Pacific tarpon), 4196 nucleotides long. It is a transcript of the gene antxr1c, whose product is annotated as ANTXR cell adhesion molecule 1c. The coding region runs from base 479 to 2164 and encodes 561 amino acids. Gene Ontology annotation, cellular component: membrane. The record is from RefSeq and is a predicted model, not a curated record. The transcript has 18 exons. Gene Ontology annotation, molecular function: signaling receptor activity. Lineage: Eukaryota; Metazoa; Chordata; Actinopteri; Elopiformes; Megalopidae.
AACAAGGAGAUUGAUCUUGUUCUAAAAAAGUUGUUCUCAUCGUCCCCUUACAACUACAAGCAGACAAAACAAACUCAUUUCAACAGCAUCGUCAGUAAGAACUUCUCUAAACCGAACUCGUGGAAUUUUGGGGGAAAACCGUCGUAGGUUGAAAAUUUUUGGACAGCUGCAUAUUUUUAACUCUUUUUUUCGGAAAGGGGAAGUUGUUUCCUGUACCACAAGCAUUAUUAAAGCAUACUUGCUUCCAUCUCUGCAAGAAAGACGGUCUGAGUAAUGCUUAGGAACAGAGCCUCUUAGCGGAUGCAAAGAAAGCGUCACCGACAACAACCGUGACCAUCCUUUGUGACUGACGCCUCCCGGACCCCUCUGCCGGGAGAAAACACUUUCCACGAAUUUUGAGAGAAUGUGAAACGCCGCUGACCUUCUCUGCAAGUUUUUAGGGGAUCUAGCUCGCGAGCAAACUAUUUGGAAAAAAAAGAUGGCGAGUGCUUUGAUUAACGUGUCUCUUGCCCUGGUUUUGCUUGGAUUUUUGAUGUGCACGUUCCCCUCUGUCAAGGCAGAGCCGGGGGAACAAGAAGAAGAACAGGAACGGUCUUGUCAAGGUGCAUUCGACUUGUACUUUGUCCUCGACAAGUCUGGAAGUGUCAAAAACCAUUGGAUAGAGAUCUACUCUUUUGUUGAACAUCUGGCUGAGAAGUUUAUUAGUCCAAUGUUGAGAAUGUCCUUCAUUGUGUUUUCGUCUCGAGGUAACACAAUAAUGAAACUGACGGAGAACAGGGAUGAAAUAAGAAAAGGACUCAGUGUUUUGAGACGGGAGAUACCAGGGGGAGAUACCUUCAUGCAUCUGGGGUUGGAAAAGGCAAAUGAGCAAAUAUAUAGAGAAAAUUUUGGGACAGCCAGUGUCAUCAUUGCAUUGACCGAUGGAGAGCUGAACGAACAUCAGCUCAUAGCAGCACAACAAGAGGCAAGGAGAGCUAGAUCCUUAGGGGCCAUUGUGUACUGCGUGGGAGUGAAAGACUUCAAUGAGACACAGCUGGCCACUAUUGCUGACACCAUCGAGCAUGUGUUUCCUGUGAUCGGUGGAUUCCAGGCCUUAAGAGGGAUGAUCGAUUCGAUCAUAAAGAAAUCCUGCAUUGAGAUUUUAGCGGCUGAACCCUCCAGUGUCUGUGCGGGAGAGUCAUUUCAAGUGGUGGUGAGGGGCAACGGGUUUUUGCACGCCAGGAACAUCGACCAGGUCCUGUGUAGCUUCAAGGUGAACGACACAGUCACAAUAAAUAAAAAACCUGCUGACAUUGAAGACACAUACUUACUAUGCCCAGCGCCAGUCAUAGAGGAGGUUGGAAAGGUGGUCUACCUGCAAGUGAGCAUGAAUGAGGGCCUGUCCUUCAUCACCAGCUCUGUCCACAUCACCAGCACCGAGUGUUUCGAUGGCACCAUCCUCCUCAUCACACUGCUGGUUCUCUUUCUCCUGCUGGCCCUCCUGUUCAUGUGGUGGUUCUGGCCUCUGUGCUGCACUGUGGUGAUCAAAGAGCCCCCUCCACCCCCUCCACCGGAACCAGAAUCGGACGAUGAGGACGGCUUGCCCAAAAAGAAGUGGCCCACAGUAGAUGCAUCCUACUACGGAGGGCGAGGAGUUGGGGGCAUCAAGAGAAUGGAGGUACGCUGGGGAGGAAAGGGUUCCACUGAGGAGGGAGCCAAGCUGGAAAAGCCCAAGAACGCUGUGGUCAAGAUGCCUGAGCAGGAGUUUGAACCAUUCGAGCCCAAGCCCAAGAAGUCUGAAAGCAGGAAGAAGGCCCAGAACAGGAAGUGGUACACGCCCAUCCAGGGGAAACUGGAUGCCCUGUGGGCCCUGUUUCGGCGUGGGUACGACCAGGUGUCCCUCAUGAGGCCCAAGCCUGGAGAUCAGGGUCGGUGCAUUAACUUCACCCGGGUGAAGGAGGAGGCAGCACGGGCUCCACCCCCCCGCACCAACUCUCCCCCACCCCCGCCCGUCUACCGGCCACUGAUCCAGAAGCCCACUGUGCCCCCUCCACAGAGCUGUCCGCCCUCUCGAGGAGUCUCCACUAGCCCACCGCCUCAUGGACCCCCACCUGCCCGCAUCCCACCGGGCCCCCCGGUCCCCCCUCCCUCUCGCCCCCCGCCCUGCCUCGAGCAGAGGCCGUGAGAGCCAAAACAGCCCCCCACCGCAAUGAGUGAAUAGUAGGCUUCCCCAAAAAAAGAAAAAAAAUCUUUCACACCAAAAAAAAAAAACAAUAGUAUUUAUUGAAAUUGGGGUUCCAUUGAAGAGUUUUGCGGUUUGUUGCUGGACAGCAAAAAAAUACAAAAAAUAAAAAAGCAAAAAAAAAAAGAAAUAAUUACCAUUUCAAAAGGACAUGAAAGCAACUACUGAGCGUCCCCAAAAAGUGGCAGCGAAUUGUAUUUCAGGGGUGGGGAUUGUCCUCCUGGCUUUCCUCGCAGUUAAGUUUAGGUGUAGCGUGUACUAUAGUGUAGUACUGUUUUCGCUUCUGCUGACAGUCAGCCAACAAAUAGCAGCAAAGGGCUCAAUUCCCUCAUACUAAAGAUGACAAGAGAGGAGUCUACUGUCUGCCUGAACAAAGGGGCAUCUAAAAGCAGUCAUUCUGAACUACUUCUUAUAUGAAAUUGGCAGUAGGGUGUGGGGACAUCCAUCAGAAAAUCAAAGUGACCCAGACAGCAGGUGUAGAACCAUUCGGCGACAUCUUUAAGGUAGAGUCGUUCUCUGUAAUUUGGUCCUUUUUGGCUCGUCAGACCAAUCCGAUGCUAAGUUAAAGCCGAGGGCGUGGAACACCCAGCAGCUGCCAGGAUGCGCCUGCCAGCUGGUGGUGUUAGCCUUGUCCAGAUUUGAUCUGUGUGCAGCUUUUAGCUGCAGGCUAGCUGCCUUCAUCUUUAAGCCUUUAAGCAUACACUCAUACAGUAAAGCAGUUUUCUGUCUCCUACCUUGUUUAAUACUCUCAGGUUAGUUUUUGACCUUACGCUAAAAAAGGGCACAGAACACCACAGCUAUUAUGAAAUGUCACCGAGAAUCAAGGCCCGUGUAAGUAAAGAUUGUAUAGAGGAAAUGUAUGUACAGUAAUUGUGAAAUUUCACAGUUUUAAAGAAUGUUUUGGCUGCGAUGUAUGAGGCUUUAGGUAUACCCUGAAAAAAGGAAGCAAGUUUAAAAUGAAUAACUUGUUGGGUGAAUUUUUUUUUUAAGAGAAGUAGAAAGUUACGGAACAAAGACUACAUUUUGCAAACUGAAUGCAGUAGCUAUGGGUUAAUGUGAUUGUUUGUUUGUUUGUUUGUUUUUGUAACGUGAACCCCCCCCCCCAACUUUAACUCACAGAUGGUCAGGUCAGUGUCUCUCAAAACAUAUUUCUGGUAUUCCACAACUGUGCUAUAUUUUAAUGUGUAUGGGUUUCUUUUUUUUACAAAUUGAUUCAGCAAACACAUUGCAACUGCAGGGCAGUUCACAGCUUCUAAUUUAUUAACCCAAAGUCACCAGAAAGGUACUUGAAUAUGACAAGGUGUCCUCUGGUAUUACAGGACACUAUGCAUGUGAUGACCAAAAAAAUUCCAUUUAACCUCAGUUACCAAAAACAGUGCCUUCUAGAUGUUUUCUACCUUGAUUUUUUUUAUACCUUUGUUUUUUUUUUGUAAUUUACUUUACUUCAAUUAUGUGGAUUUUGUUAUAUUUUUUGUGUUACAUCCUAGCACUGUUCAGCUCUAUGGGAUCACAGAAAGGGGUUUGCAUGCAUUUAUUUUCCCUCUCGCAUUGUUCUCUGACUGGUACAGUCAACACAAAUACAACUCUAUGGUAUCUAAACUGUAUGUACGUUCCACCUAUAGUGCCAAUGAUGGUUUCUUUCGUUUGUGUAAGCAGGUAAUGGGUUUGGAGUAAUACCCCACUGGGUCAAUGGGAUGGUGCAGUUAAAGGCACAGUGCAUUUUAUAUAAACCUUUUGUAUUAACUAGUUCCUUGUACCUGUCUCUAUUUGUUUGAUUCAAGGUGAUUAACAAGAGGUUGUUUGGAGCUGUAACGCCCAGAAAUCUCCAGAAAUCCUCUGCUGGUAUGCUAAAGAAACAUUUGCUAUAAUUUUACAUGUAUUAACAACAGUACUGCAAGAAACAUGGAAAUACAUAUUUAGUUUCUCUUUGUUCAUGAAUUGAUUUUUUUCCUCACAGUACUAAUAAAGUUUAAGU